AUGAAUGGAGUAGAUUCACUCCCGUCCAGGCCACAUCCUCUUGGCUGGGAUGCCAUGAAAGAACAUUGGUGGCAAUUUUCGAGACCGCUACCAGAUAAUGUACCCUCGACUGUAUCCAAACGUCUGGCCAAGCUAGCCAACCGAGAGCUCAACUUGAUUGACAGGCGUCCACGCAAGGGAAAGCCCGUGAGCUUCGGAGUCUAUCUGGGAAGCUUCGAAAACCCACCCACUGUCUCUCAAGAAAGACUUUUGCAAGAAUGGGAUAUCUUGGUCGUGGAUCCCUUCCAGACAGGUGUCGCCAAAGCGAUUUCCAGACACGAGCGCAGCCAAGUAAUAGGACGUGUUGAUUUUGGGAAAUUCAUUCCCCAAAACGCAACCGCUCUGGCCGUCAUCGAAAAGAUCGAGGAAUUGCUUGCAAGUGGAUUUAAUGAUACCGCAUUUUCCGGUGUUCUCCUCGCAAAUUGGGAAGAUGUGCUCCGUCCUACCGCUCGAAGAAAGCUUCUCGAGACCAUCAGCAGCCUCGGCCUGGCAGUAUAUCUCGAGUCUGAGCCUCCUCAUUUCCUGAAGGAUCGAAAGGCCGUGCAGAGCGACGCCGUGGCGGGUUUGGUCAUUCGGAACGCUAGCAUCAUGCCUCAAGGCGAAAAGCGGGACUAUUUCCAACUGACUGAACUGCAAUCAACAAUCAAGGCAUUUGUUUCUGAGUCUUGCAUGAGAGACUUUGUCGUAAUGGCCUGGGAAACCGUCGACGACAAUGUCACUGUUUCCAAUGCCAUAGUCCGCCGAUCUAUUCAGUGGUGCGGCUUUUACAGCGCAAUUACCUGGAUCGGCCCUGAGGCUGCUCUUCGCGAUGCGGAUCUUAACGUCACGACUCUCGAACCUCUCCCCGCGUUUGGUUGGCUGAAGGAAGCAGAAAUUAUGAAGGCCCACGACAUCUGGCGUGCCAACCUGAACAUAUUGCCUUCCCCGGAUACCAAGGCUGGCUGGGACAUUCUCAAGCCGAUUUUCCCUGCUAUCGAUGCGCUACUGGAUUCAUCAGAAUACGACUCCGAGGCUCCCGAUAGCCCGACUGCUCGACUGCGUGAUCCUCCAGAAUGGGUCGCACAGGUCAAGUCACAGGGCAGCCCUCUCUCUAUCUCCAUAUCAGGGAUGGCCUACAAUUCGCUUGGUUGCUUCCCUCUCGGCUCUGACUCGAACCCACUGGCCUUUGCAGAGAUUGUCCAAUCUCAACGACGCCUUAAGUCUCUUAAUCUUCUUCAUCCCGUCCCGACAUCCAAAAUACAAAGCAUUGGACUCCUUUUACGUCAAUUCUAUGACUCUCUGGCUCUCUCCGGAGAUGACGAGCAUUUGGCCAACACAAUCAAGGAACUUGCGAAUUGGGCAUCCAACGAUUUGUUGCACGUAAAUCUUUGUCUCGACUCUGGUCUGCGCAAGAGCUCUGAUCUCCGCUUUUGGGCCGUUUUUGAUAUGGAACAUGAUGGUAUUGAGAUCUAUGUAUCCAAGAAUGCACAAGGCCUGGCUGGAACUGUUCUUCACACCUUCCUCUCUGCAAAGGGCUUUCCCCGCCAUGUUUGCUUCGAGACUGAGGCAACUUUCGCGACCUGGUCUCAGAAUGUGUCGCACGAUACUGGCCUUCCUCGCCGACUUAUUCAAGAUAUCGAUGCUCUCAGCCCUGAAGAACGUCUCCUUCUCUUGCAGCACCUCUCUCUGACUAAUUCACAUAGCGAGCUAUCCGAGGUCGUCUGCACGUACAUUCGCAAGCAACUGGUCGAUGCCCCUUCUUUUGCUCAGUUGAAAGCACUGAACACGGUUGGGUAUCUCGAGAAGUCCACCUCUCCUGAGGAUCUGAUCAGGUCUCGUAUCAACUGGUACACGGAUCAAGGAUGCAAAUACCCAUCUCUCGAUGUCUGUCUCGGUCUUUUCAAUCAGGCCGACAGCGUACUGUCCGAUGUUUUGAGGUAUCGUCGCGAGGAUGACCUUGCCGCUAUUACUAGCGGUCUCUGCGCGCUUCUUCAAGGCGGCUCCGUUGAUGCAUAUGUGGACAUGAUGGCUCUUGCGCUUUUCUGCGCUGCAAGACGGGGAGCCUUCGAUGAGAUUUACGCAGAAGUUACGGAUCGGAAUCCCCUCUUUAACAACCAUACCGAUCAGGCUGCGGCCUUCGCAGAGUCAUUUGCCCUGGGAUCGCGAUGUGAGGCUUACUUUGAUGUGGCUCCCAGUGUUUUCGGAAAGUUGCUAUCCGACCGAUUCAGAGCUUAUUACGGAGACCAUCAGCCGCCGAACUGGGUGAACGGAGCUCCGCAGCUCGCUACAUCCUACGCCGGAGCUCAGAUUGAUGUCAACCCUGAUGAACAGCCUAAUACUAUGCCUGGAUACCAGCGAUUCACAUUCCUGAGUGUCUUCGCCAUUCCAGCUCUGAUUGACAUUAUCUUGCUCACCAUGGUUGGCCGUGGGCUUUAUCUCUCUGCUGCCAUGUCUCAUGAUGAACAGGACAGUGCAACUAUGGCGCUGAUGAUCUCCCUGCUGCUUUCCGGUGCAAUUGGUACCUGGAUUGCAUGUGGCGGCCCUUACUACCUCAUUUCGAUGGCCUUCGCAGCAGCGAACAUGUUCGUUCUCAUUCGUCUAAUUGCCGGUAUUGCCUUCACUGUGGCCGGUGGCUUGAUCGGCUUUGUUGCCAUUUCAGGUGUUCGAGGCCCUCGCGCUGGUAUCAUCUUCUACCUCUACCUCAUCGCUCUGACAAUCUACUUCUCGACUUUCGCCUCGCUUGCAAGCUUCAGUUAUCCCGGCUCGACCUUCUUGUCAGGUCGUAAGUCAAUCAUUAUGUGCAUUCCGAUCCUAUUCUUGUCGCCGAUCAUCACGGCCUGGACCGGCCACGACUCGGCUGUCUAUCUCACCGUUAUCUAUGUCUUUAUUGGUGUGCUCUUGCUCUCCCUUCGUUCGGUUACCUCCAAGUGGGUCACUUGGUACCAAUCCAUGCGACGCACUGAUGAUACCGAGAUCCGCAAGUGGUAUAUCUCUGCCCAUGGAAAAAAUGACGAAAAAGUGUUUGCGAACAUGAGUGAUCCGGCUGCCCUCAAGCUGGCGAGAGAAGCCCUAUUGAAGGACGUCUUGGCUGAAACGAAGCGUGGUAUUUUCUCAAAGGCGUCUAAAGAUAAAAUGGUCGUUGAGCUUGCCCGGGACUGGGAGUCUACCAAUUUCCUUCUCGACUGGUACUGUCGCUAUGCAGAUGUUCCGAGGCCGAUUCCGUUCAGUUCUGGUUGGAAUAUCCAAACCAAGGUCGCACUUGACACCCUGCGCAACUCCCAGAAAGGUAUUCGUCUCCACAAUGCAUUCGUUCACUGGCGUCAGUCAAGCAAGGAGAUGGGAUGUGGUGUUCUCUACUUUGUGAUUGCGCUUCUCGACAAGUGGGCGCAACUGUUGAGUGGUGAUCACAUGCUUAGUCUUCUUCCUGCCGAGAAUGAUGCUAAUCGAAUGGCCGUUGGCUUCGCCCUCGCCUACUAUUUGAUCGGAGCGGUGCUCAUUGAUACCAAAGCCCAGGAGCUCCAUGAUGCCCUUGGUAGCAAACCCCCUCUUCCGUCAGAUCUGCAAAAGACAUUCGACUCGCACAGAAACAGGAGGUACAACUCCGGCGCAAGCCUUGCUCUAGCUACUGCUCUCAUUUGGGCCUUCCAGUCUACGAUCGAAGGCAUGACUAUUUUCUUCUCCUACGUUCUCGCCUACACAGGCUUGAUCUGGUACCAAUACACGAAGAUCUUUACGGGCCCCCAUGCACUGAAGCCUCUCAUCAUUGGUAUCUGUAUCGGAUUGCCAGUCGGUAUUGCGCUCAGAGUCUGUCUGCCGGAUAACAAGUACUCACAGAUCAUUGGACUCGGGGUCGCCACCUGGACCGUUGCCAUCCUCUCGAUCUGGAAUGCCAAAAUGGGUAUGCCAAACAAAGUGGACUCCCCGGUGGAACUUGGCCGCACCUUCCAUGCGUUUACGACGCCCUGGUCGGAUCCUGACUGGUCCCAGCAAGAGCUUCAGACUUUCUUCGAAAGUUAUUCGCUGCUUCCUUCCGAUUCCCGAUUCAGGCUCGAUCCUGGUGUCAAUCCCGGUUUGGAAAUAAAGAGUGUCAUGUUGUCCCGCAGAGAAGAACUUAGGAUCGAAGAGGCGUUCCCUUGCUCCAAGGAUAUUGUCAACACUGCGAUCACAUCCUUUGAGAAGGGCGACAUCGUCAUUGACCUUGUCUCUCCUGGCUCUCUCGGUCCGGGCAUUCGAGCUCUCAGCUGCAGUACCGGAAACCAGCUAAAGUUGGCCAUUGUCGUGGGAGGGCUCCUAGAUGAGCGUCUCGAUAUCAGCGCAAAUUGUCAGAUCAUCGCUGAAACAUUGCUUCAUGCUGCCACAGAGCUUAUGAUGGGUGUUCCUCAUGAAUACGCAUCGUUGGCAGGGUCGAUCAUUUCCGGUGGAGUAACUCACACAAUGGCUCGACAGCUUCGCGAGGAGGCCAACACAACUACGGUCGUACGCUGGGCUAAGAAGGAACUCCUUCGCCAGCUUUGUCUUGGUUUCGAGCCCGAUCUCCAUUGGGACAAGUUGCCAACCGAAGUUCGAGAUGUGCUGUUAAAGCGUUGUUUGGGUGAACAAUGCAGCCUCUCCAAUAGCCAGCGCGAAUGGCUCCAGCAAAAUCUUUGCACAUUCGAUACUGAUGAUCUCAAUGUCCAUGUUGCCCGUUGCAACCUUGGAGCUGCCACCGCAGUUAGCGUUCUUGAUUAUGCUCACUGGGGAACUGGAGAAACUGCUCUUCCCAAAGAGCCCGAGACUUCGAAGUACAUUUCCUACAUACCACGGAAGCUCCCGAUGGCAUUGUCGCUAGUCCGAUCACCAGCUAGCUACAUUUACCACAAGCUGGGAUCAAUGGUCAAGUUCUUUGUGGUUGCUUUGGUCGCAGAUCCGGAAUUCCAGAGGGAGUUCAACCACGUCACUCAGACCCUUCCGACCGUUGUCCGUGUGCCAAUCGUAUUCUUAUUGAAUAUGGUCUGGGUGUAUUCCAAGAUCGUUCAAGAUUUGGGCUUGUCAUUCUUUGUCUUCCAUGGCCGCAAAAACGUCAAACGGCUGUGGGAAGAGACCAAGGGCAUGACAAUCCAUAUCAAAAAGAACCGGGUCAUUGUCCAGAGUCUGGACGGCACCUUUACAACAUUCAGGCACCACGAGAUUGACGGUGGUUUCAAGAUCUACCACUACGCUGGUGAGCAUAAUAACGAGCCCAAGGAAGUCAAGUCCUUGAAGUACGUCAGCACCUACUCGAGUGAGAUGUUGCUUCUGGUCAAGCAGGAGUUCAAGGACGGCAAAAUGAUCAACGAAUACCACUACGACUACCAAGCCCCGAGUAAGAAGGGUUUCAAACUUAUCAAAUCAUCAAACCGUAUUCCACUGGGACGACGCUGCGUGUCAGGAGCAAACCAUCUGCAAAGCGUGCAGUACAACCGCAAGGGUCUUAUCGAAUCAGGUUCCUACAUGAAGGAUGGCAAUCUUAUCCGUUUCAAGUACCACUAUCGCAAGAACCCCCGUUUCGGCGAUGAGUUGCUGCGAGCCGAGUUUGUCUUAUCCCACAUCAGCUGCACUGUGUCUUGGUGUGCGCCUCCGCGACGCCAUCCCGAGAAAGUUGAGCGCUGGAUUCCUCACUCCAAAGUCACCGAAGCCAGCUUUGUCCAAGGCGCCGACGUCUACGAAAGUCGUUGGCUGUACGAUCACAAGUUCCAUCCCACCAUCUUCACCACCAUCAACGGGAAGAAGAUGCAGACUCCGCCCAUGAUUGAACACGAUUAUCUGGGUGUACUGGCCAAGCCGAAGUAUACCAGCUUUGUCCAUGAUAACCCCUUUGUCUACUGCGACAGUCUCCAGUCAAACAUCCUUACCCGGGCACUGGGCCUCACGAAGAAGCGCUUUGUUGUGUCAACUUCCCAGGCUCGCUCCUUGAUGUGGAAGGCGUGGAAGGAUCGUGUUGACUUCGAUGCAAUUAUCGUUCGCUGGAUGGACGACCGUAUUCUGCGCAGAGACAAGGUUCUUUCCCCUUACUGGCGCAGCCGUGACUGGGGCAAUCUCACAUCUGCCAAGAAGUAUAUGGAUAUCCGCGCUGAUGCGAUCAUGGCCAGUGCAGAUCUGGACGACAACAUUUCCAGCUGGACCCCGCUCGCUGUGAAGCUCACCGAUCUGCUCAACUUUGGUUCUGGCGGUGAUUCUGUUGUUAACACUCGCUCCAAAAACUUUGGCACUGAUACCGACAAGACACUUCAUGUUAUGGCGGCAGACAACGGUACCUGGCCUAAUGAAGGUGGUGGUGUCUCUGCCUGUCGACGAGAUAUGAUCAACUCCCUGAGCACCAUCAAAUGGCACAUGAUCUGCGAGUCAGCAAACGAUUUUGGUGUUCCAAAGCAUCAAACUGAACAGAACGUCCAGUCUCUCAAGAUCAUCCCGCUUUGGGGUAUGGACUUCCUCACUCCAACUCACGGUUUGUUUCAUAACAAGCUAGAUGCCGAGGUGGACAAUGUUACAUCCGCAAGCGAGUUCGACAUCAAGAUGAACUUCAUUCCUAUCCUGACAGCUUUGGUUAAGGGUGCCCGUGCCGUACAUCUCUCCAAGUCUGAUAUCCACCAGGCGACUCGCGCGCUUGUGAACCUGAACACAUACUUCCAGGAGUCCCGUCAUUGGACUCAGGUGUGGAACAGUGAAAUGGUGAAGCAGAGCUGGCGAGAUUUGUGGCUGACCCAGGAAAUGCCAAACACCAUCCCGUCAUCCCAGUGGUUCGACACCGAGCUUCCUACUUUGGCGUCCCUCGACGUCGCCUUGGAGCUCUGGUACCGCUAUCUCUUCAUCUUCUCAAUCCCGGUUCCAGAAAAGAUUCCUUCAACCUUCCAAGCCUCACAUCACAGCGUCAGUGCCUCUUACGGUGUUGUAUGCAAGAUCAAGCGCAACUGUACCUUGCAGAUUUGGGACCACGCCAUCGCUUGGCGUGAAACCAAUCUCUGUCUAUCGUCUGCCCUGUGCAAGCUCUCGCCAUUUGUUCGAAACGCACUCCUUGGGUUGAUGCGAAUUACCUCCGUCUUGGCCCUUCACCACGCAGACAUCAUCCUUCCCUGUGCAGACUUCUUCAACCCCGGUUGGGAGGUCGAGAUUGGUACCUGCCAGGGCACGAUUGAGCACCGAAACACUUUCCGCCGAAAGAUCGAUCCUGUCGUCAACGGUAUCACCGAUAUGCAGAAGUUUUCUCCAGUCAAGGAAAUCAAAUCCGAGCGACCGACUGUGACCAUGUUGUCCCACGUUUGGUAUGCCAAGGACAUCAAGACUGCCCUUCUCGCUGCGGAUAUCAUCAUCAAUCAGUGGAAGUUCGAUGAAUACCAUCUGGACAUCUAUGGUGCCAUUGAUAAAGCGCCGACUUACUCUACCGAGUGUCAAGAGAUCAUCGCAUCAAAGGGUCUUCGUGGCAGAGUCACGCUCUGUGGAAGUGCCGACCCCAUGAAGGUCCUGGAGAACACAUGGCUUUUCCUAAACUCAUCUCUGUCUGAAGGUCUCCCUCUCGCCCUAGGAGAGGCUGCCCUUACCGGAGCCCCCGUCGUCUGCACGGAUGUCGGUGCUUCCCUCCGAGUACUCAGCGACCCAGAUGACUUCUCCCGCUUCAGUGCUGUCGUCGCACCAAAUGACGCCCUCGCCCUAGCAAAGGCCCAAAUUGGCAUGCUUGCCAUGCUCGGGGAAUGGAGCAAACACAGCGACGACACGUCGCCCGCGCCAGUCCUGACCUCCUCCCCCACACCCGAGGAAGUCGCAGCCAUAACCCGCCGCAUGUACGAGAAGAGCGAGCACCGUCGCAAACUCGGCAUGAUGACCCGCAAAAUUGUUCAGAAGUCCUUCAGCGGUGACCGGUACCUUCGCGAGCACGAGCAGAUGUUGUGGAUUGGCAAGUCUGCCAAGAUGAUGGCCAGCCGCGCAGCUGGCGACCCAAUCGACCCUGCCGACGUGGCAGCCGCCAUCGAGACUGGCGUCGACGAAGAGAUCAUCACCAUCCCGCGCGGCGUGGUACACUCCUGGCGCUCAUCUGCCCACUCCGGUAUCUCCACAAUCUACAGCUCCACAUCCCAAUUCCCAGGUCGCGGCGGCCUCCACCGUCCCGCGUCUGAUAUGUCAGCUAUAAGCAUGAGCAUGAGCAAUAUCUCUACGGAUACUGAGUCCUUCGGUCGUCUGCCGGUCUUUGCGCCAAGGCCUACCGCGUUGCCCAACGGCGGCUCCCCGGGGAAUAUGUCACCCAUGUGGACAUUCAACCAUCGGUUGUCGGUGCUAAAUUCCGGUCCUCACUCUCGUCCUCAUUCCUCCUCGCGCUCCGUCUCAACUGCUGGUCGGGAACAGCUGCGUGGCUUGCAGCGUGAAGACUUCCUUCCGUACCGAAACUCGGAUAUUAGUGUCGUCAACAGAGAUGACUUCCUUCGGGCUGGCGGACUUGAUCCUAGUCACGCGUCUUGA
Penicillium mononematosum is the source of this 8484-nucleotide messenger RNA. It is a transcript of the gene gtb3, whose product is annotated as glycosyltransferase family 4 protein. Lineage: Eukaryota; Fungi; Ascomycota; Eurotiomycetes; Eurotiales; Aspergillaceae. The record is from RefSeq and is a predicted model, not a curated record. The transcript is spliced from 3 exons. The coding region runs from base 1 to 8484 and encodes 2827 amino acids. Gene Ontology annotation, molecular function: glycosyltransferase activity.